Guillardia theta CCMP2712 is the source of this 3876-nucleotide messenger RNA. RefSeq lists its product as hypothetical. The transcript has 45 exons. Gene Ontology annotation, cellular component: Cul4-RING E3 ubiquitin ligase complex. The record is from RefSeq and is a predicted model, not a curated record. Lineage: Eukaryota; Cryptophyceae; Pyrenomonadales; Geminigeraceae. Bases 1 to 3876 code for a protein of 1291 amino acids.
AUGUACUUCGUCAUGACAACAGGCCAGACAUUCUCAGAGAAAAUCGGCCGAGUCGUGACUAGUCCCGAGGCAUGUUUGCUCGACUGGCCGAUCACCGACCUUGGUCGAGAUCAGAUCAAGGAGGGUGUGAACUCUUUGCAGGACCUCAGAACACAGGUCUGGCCUCUAUGGAAGCGUCGAAACAAGCUUGCUAUCCUUGCGAGCGGCCAGAAUGAUGAGAGGGUGGGAUUGAUGUCGUUUUUGUUCAUCCACCUUGACUUACUGCUCAAGCUCGCACACAAGAUGAUGAAAACAACGUUUAUUGGAUGGAAACUCCUUAGAAACAAACAGAAGAUGGUUCCAAGGAGGGGGGAUUGUCAAAAACCCGAGCAGAUAGUUUGCCGAGUACAAUCGAGCUCAGAUUUCAAGUCGGCGAAGCAAACCACAACGUAUCUCCUGCCUAUGUUUCUUGUCUGCAAGGAGCUCCUAACUCUUACUGAAAGCGUCGUGUGCGAUUUGCUGUCGAGAGACGAGACGGUGUCGGACAUCAAUGUGCAACACACCAAACUUCUGCGAGAAAGAUACCUCGGAGCCAAGAGAGAGUUGGGGGGAUAUGACAACUGCAUCAUGUAUGAUUUUCAGAUUCAUGCGCUCGAUAUGCUGGAUAGCUCACAUUCAUUGGGGGGAGUAGAAAGCUGCGAGAAGGCGUUGAGCAGAUUUCUGCAGCUGGUGCUCGAGAUCGAGCUGAGUAUUUCGGAGAAACAGGCAAAAAAGUUGCGACCAAGUCUCGACGACACUGAAACUUGUCUGUUUGCAAAGAUUGUCCUGAUAACACAUGUCCAAAUGGCAAAGAUCAUCCUCACCGUGUUCGCGAACGUUCAACCGGGGUUGCACCAGGAGCUGCCUGACUUGGAGAACGGAGGAGUGACGGAAUUGAAAUUCUCUUCGAGCAGAGGAGCUGCUGUCCUCGAUGAGCCCGAGGACCAGGAUGAUGGGGAGGGGAAGGCGCCGCAGAGGAAGGCGGAGAGGAGCCUGCGGAUCUACCUCUCGGUAUCCGCUGGGAGGGACAGGGAGCGCGAUGUGGUUCUGGAGGAAGUUAUACCCAAGAUCUUCGAGAAGUGCUCCAGGAGAUCCAUCGCAGUUUCGUAUGUGGACAACCGGCACUCCUGGGACGAACUUGACGAGGACACAAUUCACGACCGAUUGGAUACGCUCAAAACUUGCAAUGUCUUGAUAUGUAUCAUGGACCCAGUGCAAGAAUCGCGGAGUGGACUGAGCUCAACAGCGUUGAUGCAGAUGUCGCUGACCGAACUCUCUCGGUCCUUUUUCGCGCUGGUCCAGUCGCACAAUCCCUUCAUGCCAACCAUCUCCAACGUCAAGACCCUAGACGAGGCUCUCCAGGAAUUCGUCGCAGCCGAGUGCAAGUCCGCCAGUGACCUUGAGAGGAGGAAGCUGCUCACUCAGAACCCUCACGCGCUGCGUUAUGAGAUCGACAAGGCGGAGAGGAGCGCAACAGACGCUGUUGUCAAGGAGAUGAAUCAGAAGCUCCCGGGGCUCCUGGAGUUUCAGAGCAUCAUGAGGUACAUCCGAUCCGCUGUAAACUUUGAAUCCGAGAUGCCCGAGGAGGAGGUGGAGGAAAAACUUAUCUCGCUGACGAAAAAAUAUUUUGAGGAGGAAAUGGAGGAGAUAGAGAGGAGGAAGAUGCUGCGAAGCUUGUUCUGGCUUGGGUCGAUUUUUCAGAGCACCCAAGACAAGCCUUCGUUCUUGAUUCAAAUUAGCAAAAAUCUUUCUUUCCAACGAUCUCUACAUAAGGCAGCCGAGAAGUAUCCCUGGGCAACGAUGUGGUUUGAUGCGACACUUCUCGGGCUGGAGAUGAGACUUGCGACGCUGAGCAGGUUCCUGAAGAUAGGUUGUCAAGAUCGUCAAGACGAAACUCCAGGUUGGCAGGUCAAGAUGAUGCUUGCGCAGCUCUUUGACUUCUUUCGUUCUCCAGAGGUGAACGAUUCGCUGGAUGACCUCGUGAAGCUGGGGGUUCAGCCAACUGACUACGAGGAUCCGCACGAGGUGGUAGAUGCGCUGCUCGUCGACAUGGAGACCCUCUUGAACAACAUGUUCCCUGUUGAGGAUGUCCUAGAGAGCAUGUUCGAAGACAAGUUGUGGCACGACGAGAUUGCAAAGAGCAAGUCAUCGGGCAUUGUAAUGAGCUCGAGGGUUUCUACAGUGAUUCGAAGUCAUCUUGAGGGAAACUCCAAGGUUUUGAUGUCGGAGGAGGUGUACAACAGUAUGGAAGAUGUAAAUCGCGGGUUGAUCGUUGUCGGAACACCAGGAUCAGGAAAAUCCUCUGCGCUGGCUGUAGCUGGGCUGUCGCACAGACUCUCGCAGCCUGACGACGUGGUUAUCCUCCACUUUGCCAACAGCAGCGCCAAGUCCAGGGACCCAUGGCGCGUCCGUGAAUGUUCCCGCAGGCUGACGCUGGAGGUCUCGGGGGAGGAGUCGAGGCACGUGCUGGGAAAGUCGACGAGGGAUGUAAAUCACGUGGUGGAGUGUUUCUACCUUGCGAUGGAGAAGUCGCACCUGUCGAGGGGAGGGAGGAGCAACGUUGCCGUCUUGUUGGAUGGGAUUGACAUGAUGGAUGAGAGCGAGACAAACUUUGACAUCUGGCUGCCGCUAUACUUUCCUUCAACCAUUCGCUUCGUUUUGUCUUGCCCGGUUGAAAACCAGGAGUUGGCCGACUAUUCGCUUGUCGACGUUGACGACGGAGGCUCGCAUGGCCGUGUGCUCGCUGACGUUGAGGAGGCAGCACAUGCGAACGCGAUCAUACGCGAGCUGAAGCGAUCGAGGGACGUGCAAGAAGUCUACCACAACAUGCUGUGCGAGCUCGAAAGGAACAUGGGCGACGACGUCAAACACUCGCUCUGCCUCCUGUGCGUAUCCCAGCGAGGGCUGCAGGAGCACGAGCUGUACGAGCUGCUGCGGUUGGAGGGGAACUCCAGCUACCUCUGGCUGUACAAGUUCCUGCGGGCGAUGAAGGAGAUCAUAGUGCCCAUAUGCGGAUACCUCAAGUUCUUUCACGCACUGUUUCAGUCAGCCGUCGAGAACAAGUACUUCAAAGAUGCGGAUACGAGGCUGUCAUAUCACAAACGUCUCGAGGUUUACUUCAGGAGGAGGCCGGUUCACUUCAAGAGGAAGAUGGAAGAAUUUCCCUUCCAACUCUCCCAGCUGAUCAUGAGGAGGAGGGAAAUGUUGGCAGCCAAGGAGGAGGGGGAGGAGGGAGGGAGGCCGAAGGCGGAGGAGGGAACUGUUGCAAGGAAGCCGAUCAAGUUCAGGAGUGCUGUGGAGGGACUUGUCUUUGUGCACCGUUUGAAGAAGCAUAGCAAAGUGAACCCGAAGCAGCUUCCCCUCCAAGAUGAUCUGUGGACAGAGCAGGACUUGUUGGAGAGCUACCUACUUGUUCCAGGCGUUCUCCGCGGGUUUUCGACAGCUCUGUUCCAUGCUGAUCUCUGCGCGUACUGGAAGGUGAUCUGCUCGACACCUGGUUCGCUGGCAACCGUGUCAGACAAGUACAUCGGCUCCUUCCAGCAGUACGUCUACGAGACAGGAGACAAGGGUCUGCUCCCUUUCCUCCUCUUCUCAGCUGGGUUCCUGCUGGAGGACCUGGACCAGUUCCGCCCUGCUAGCAAAGUGUACAUCGAAUGCCUGCGAUCGAUCGAACAUUUACAGUUGCUUCAUCCUCUGCUCCUCAACGCUCUCAAGUAUGGAAGAAAUCUGCUGCUGCUGCUGCUGCUGCUGCCACUUUCUCUGCUGCUUCUGCUGCUGCUGCUGCUGCUCGUGCUCGUGCUGCUGCUCCUGCUGCUCGUGCUCCUGCUGCUCCUCAUCAUCAUCAUGAACUUCAGCUGA